Aspergillus steynii IBT 23096 is the source of this 1021-nucleotide messenger RNA. RefSeq names its product electron transfer flavoprotein subunit beta/FixA family protein. Gene Ontology annotation, molecular function: electron transfer activity. NCBI's taxonomy places the organism in Eukaryota, Fungi, Ascomycota, Eurotiomycetes, Eurotiales, Aspergillaceae. Bases 182 to 967 code for a protein of 261 amino acids. Gene Ontology annotation, cellular component: cytosol. The transcript has 3 exons. The record is from RefSeq and is a predicted model, not a curated record.
CCUGUCGGGCCGCGUCGGCGCACCUCUCCGCCCGGGUCACCUGCUUUCUGCCGCGGACCGUCGAAUCGGCCUCUUCUCUUCCACCCUCUCCUCAUUGCUCCCCCUCUGCUACCUCUCCGUUUAAGACCUUCUCGUUGAUUCCUCCCCCGUGAGCCGUGAAGUCUUCCUUAACAUCAUCACAAUGGCCAGUGCUUUGCGGAUUCUAGUCCCCGUCAAGCGGGUCAUCGACUAUGCGAUCAAACCCCGGAUCAACAAGGCCCAAACCGGAGUCGAAACCGCCGGUGUCAAACACUCGCUGAACCCCUUCGACGAGCUCUCCAUCGAGGAGGCCGUCCGUCUGCGCGAACGCAAGGGCCCCCUGAAGGUCGACAACAUCCUCGCACUCUCCGCAGGCGGAGCCAAAUGCGCCGACACCCUGCGCACGGCCAUGGCCAUGGGCGCGGACCGCGCGUUCCACGUCGACGUGGCCGACAGCAACGACGGAGGCCUGGAGCCCCUGACCGUGGCCAAGAUGCUGAAGGAGGUCGUCAACAAGGAGAACAUCAACCUGGUGCUGCUCGGGAAGCAGGCCAUUGACGGCGACCAGGGCCAGACGGGUCAGAUGCUGGCGGGUCUUCUGGGGUGGCCCCAGGCUACGCAGGCCAGCAAGGUGGAUGUCAAGGACGACAAGGGCACCGUCGAGGUGACUCACGAGGUGGAUGGUGGUGUCGAGACCCUGCGCGCUCAGCUGCCUAUGGUGAUCACCACGGACUUGCGGUUGAAUGAGCCUCGGUACGCCAGUCUGCCCAACAUUAUGAAGGCCAAGAAGAAGCCGUUGGAGAAGAAGACUCUGGCCGAUCUGGGCGUUGAGGACAAGAGACGGUUGAAGACGUUGAAGGUGACUGAACCUGCUCCUCGCCAGGGUGGCGGCAAGGUGGAGGAUGUCAAUGGACUGGUCUCGAAGCUGAAGGAGCUGGGAGCUCUGUGAGGGCUGAGGGUGGACCGAUAUAGUAUACUCUAGUAGACUUUGUAUGUUUAUGAC